ACUGUCAUAUGUUAGUGUUGUUUUGAUAAAAAUGUCGCGAAGAGGUAGACCCAUGAAGAAGAAAAAGUUCCUCUGGAGCGACACUGCCACCGAUCGCCUUGUAAAAAUGUGGGUGGGCAAAAGCAAUACAAUCAAAGGCUAUGGAAAAAACACAAUCAUCCACCAGGAAAUGGCAAGUGAGCUGAAAGACUAUGGUCCGACACCAACCGAAAUAAAGGCCAAGCUUGACUGCAUGAAGAAGAGAUACCGUCGCGAACUGGGAAGGAUGGUUUCGAUGAAGGAGGUGAGAUCCGACUGGAGGUACUUUGACAGCUUGCAUCACAUUUUCAAAGACGAGCAUGUCAGAAUAGACCGCAGGAACAAGGAUUCCGCUGAAAUGAAGAAAGAAGUGGACCGUUAUGAAGACGAGGGUUCGGAUGAUUCGGAAAGUUCAAUUGAAUUCUUUUAUCCUGAGCUGGAAGCGGAGGAGGCAGCUGAAAUAAAAGCUGAAGCUGACACAGACGCAGAAAUUGAACCCGAAAUUGAGUCUGAGAUUGAAGAAUUACAACCGGUCUCCAACGAAAAGUAUUUUAAACGCAAGCGGUCGAUUUUAAGAAUUGAGCAAGAAAAAAUAGCUGUCCAGAAGCAGACCUUAAAUAUAAUGCGGUCGAUGGUUAAGGAAAUUUCCAACUUUCAUGCGUCAUUUUUAAUUACUUAUAAAACACAAAACAAAAAACGCUCUACGUAGUUAAAUUCAGACCCAUUAAUUAGCUGAUGGAAUAAACUAUAUAUGUACUUAAUAUUAGAUUAGUUAUAUUUCCACUUUAAAAUGUGAUUCGGAAUUCUCAUCACAAGCACCUUAUUGUUUUAACCAUUCUGAGACAAUAUUCGUUUUCAUAAAAAAAAUCAUAUAUUUGUAAAGAUAUUAUGUAAAGACCCUAAAUAUAUGAAGUUUAAUUUGUUUUAUUAUAAAGUUAA
Molecule: messenger RNA, 957 nt
Organism: Drosophila bipectinata
Lineage: Eukaryota; Metazoa; Arthropoda; Insecta; Diptera; Drosophilidae
Biological process (GO): positive regulation of DNA-templated transcription
Cellular component (GO): nuclear body
Source: RefSeq, a predicted model, not a curated record